CCAAGAAAGCACUACUUACUACUCAGUCUUCCCUGGUUGCUAUACCUCACCUGGCCAGCAGGGGGAGAGGAAGUCUUCAUAGGGCAACCUGGGAGCAGCUCUUCCAUCACUGCUUUGCACUUACUUGGUCGUUAGCUGCAGAAAGGACACUUGCAGAGCCGCAAGAAUAUGCUCACUUUUAAUUCGAAAGAGGUCUGCCAGCUCUUGCACAACAAAUUUGUGGUCAUCUUAGGCGACUCGAUCCAGAGGUCUGUCUACAAGGAUCUCAUUCGGUUGCUGCAGACGGACUCGUUGCUCACCAGUUCCCAAAUGAAGGCGAAGGGGGAACCCAGCUUCGAAAAUGACCACUUAAUUGAAGGCGGGGUGCUGGACGGACUUCACAACGGGACAAAUUACCGGGAGGUACGGCAAUACCGGAGCCGCCACCAUCUUGUCCGCUUCUACUUCGUGACGCGGGUCUACUCAGCUUACCUCGAAAGCAUCCUGGCUGAUUUCGAAGCCGGGCUGCAGCCGGACAUAGUCAUCCUCAACUCUUGCGUCUGGGAUGUCUCAAGAUAUGGCCCAUCCUCCAUGAAGGAAUACCGCACAAACCUGGAGGUGGCUUUCAACAGGUUGGAUGCCGUUUUGCCCUCCUCUUGCUUGGUCAUCUGGAACAUGACCAUGCCUCUGGGUCCAAAGGUCAGCGGGGGAUUCCUCAUACCAGAGCUCCAGCACUUGACCAAGACCCUGCGCAAUGACAUCAUUGAGGGCAACUUCUACGGUGCAACACUUGCCGGCUUCCACCUCUUUGAUGUGGUGGACCUCCACUACCACUUCCGUUUCGACCUGGGCAACCGGGUGAAGGACGGCGUCCACUGGAACAACGUGGUGCAUCGCAGGAUCACCAAUCUGCUCUUGUCCCAUGUGGCAAACGCCUGGGGUGUCUUUAUCAUGGAGAAGAAACUUCAGGAAGGUCCGGUGUGGGAUGAGAACCCAACCAUGUCCUUCAACCCCCAACCACCUGCGCGGCUGCCACAACCGCCUGGCCCUUCCUGGAGAUUUCCAGAGCAUUGCAACAUCCACAGGCCUAAUCCCCCUUCCGUAUUCCAUGAUGAUUCCCUUUUCAUCCCUGCCGACAGGGGAUUACCCACACCUUUCUCUGGAUUCACCAGCUUUGAGGACUCCCACCUUCCACCAUUCCACCUGGACGCUAUGGCACUGGACCGCUUCUGCCAUCUCGAAAGGGUCGAUCCCAGCAUCUUCUCAGCUUACCCCUCCUACAAUGAAGAAAACAUCCCUCCUGGGCCCAGCCGCCGAAAGAGGAGAGCACAUGGUGCUGUUGACCACCACCAUCGUCUUGUCAUGCGGCGGCGGUCCUUCUCCAUGAGGGACCAUACGCCUUACAUGAGGGGUCGCGAAGCCUUCUGCGAGCCCUACUGAAACUAGACUGGGCUUGGGUUUGGAAAAGUUACUGUGGGAGUGAGAUGGGGUGAGAGAUGGGGAGGACUGUACCAUGUGGGUUCAUGCCCUGGUGUCUCUGCUGUUUGCACCAAGGUUGUUUUGGUUCUUUGGGUCAGCAUGCAACUGAAAGGGAGCGUGUCCACCAUAGGCUUUGUUGCUGGUUUGUAGGGCUAGGAGGUAGCUUACUGGUGUCUUGUAGUUUGCAUUAAACCUUUAGUAUGUGACCAAAUGUUUCAAACAGGGGUGACCUCUGAGCUUUGGAAGCUCAGAACCUGUGAAGGAAAUGUCCUGACUAGUUAGGAAGUUUAUAGCACUAAAGGCCACUUUUGGGGACUUUCGAGGGAAAUACCUGUCAUCCUUUUGGAAUUGUAUUUGUGCCAAGAGUCUGUAUUUGUGCCAAGAGUUCUUCAUCACACCUGGCUGCCUUGUUGAAUGGCUGAGAAUGUGCGAUGGAUAUUUAGAUUCUGGUUUUUCUAUUUGAAAUUUCCUUCUUGGAAGCAAAGAAGCCCCACAGCACAAUGGGAGGUGGAUGACAGGUAGUUGUUCUUCAGGGCAGUUGUGAUCUACGCACUUGACCCAUUUAUGUUUUGUUAUCUGUUGGUACAUGCAUGACUCAGAUGUCUUCCAAGUUUAACGGAUCUGGCUGCAUUGGCGGUUUGUGUUUUUGAAGGUGUUUUAUCAUGGAGUCAAUGAAGGGUGAGCUUUCUUAGAACAUCCAUUUUAAAAGAGAAGCUAUUGAAAGCGCUGGUGAAGUGUUCUCCUAUAUAUUGGUUAGGUUUGCCGGAUUGAAAACCCAAGAGGGCUCUUUUGCCUCUAAGAGGCGUGCAGAGGAGGAGAUUUCAGCAGGUUUUGUUUGUCGCACCACCAGGUAACAAGCAACCUGUUGAAUAGCCAUCUUCUGCCCAAUCAUUACAGGUACAGGAGCUGUCUCUGGUUUCAACCUUGGCAGUUGGAGUUGUGGUCAUUUUAAGGCCAGUUUUUACAAAUUAAAGCCUAAUUUUGAGGAAUGGGGAAUUGCCUUACUUUUAUUAUUAUCUUACUUUAAAGUUCUUUUCCUUUUGUCUUUAGCUUUUUCACUUGGAGAAGCUUGGUGAAGCUUUUGUCUGAAAAGGCAUUACUGUAUUAAAAAAA
Messenger RNA from Sceloporus undulatus (fence lizard), 2571 nucleotides. RefSeq names its product PC-esterase domain containing 1A (gene PCED1A). Lineage: Eukaryota; Metazoa; Chordata; Lepidosauria; Squamata; Phrynosomatidae. The coding region runs from base 169 to 1419 and encodes 416 amino acids. The transcript has 8 exons. The record is from RefSeq and is a predicted model, not a curated record.